Messenger RNA from Gloeophyllum trabeum ATCC 11539, 2123 nucleotides. RefSeq names its product Metallo-dependent phosphatase. Bases 202 to 1806 code for a protein of 534 amino acids. Gene Ontology annotation, molecular function: hydrolase activity. The record is from RefSeq and is a predicted model, not a curated record. Gene Ontology annotation, biological process: nucleotide catabolic process. The transcript has 3 exons. NCBI's taxonomy places the organism in Eukaryota, Fungi, Basidiomycota, Agaricomycetes, Gloeophyllales, Gloeophyllaceae. Gene Ontology annotation, cellular component: cytosol.
CACGACCACACUGGCCACCUGCACAAGCGCCUCUACCCGCAGACGCAGCUCACCCCGCCGUCCCGCCCGCUCGAAUGGGGCGACGUGAAUAUCAUCCACACCACUGACAGCCACGGCUGGCUGCUGGGGCACCAAAAGGCGUCCUUCCCCGAGCCGAACUACAGCGGGGACUUUGGCGAUUUCGCCUCGUUCGUUGCGCAUAUGAAGGAGAUCGCGCUGCGCAAGGGUGUCGACCUCCUCCUGGUGGACUCGGGCGACCUGCACGACGGGACGGGGCUCUCAGACGGGUACGGGCCCGGCGGCGUCGACGCGCACGACAGCAAUGGGUUCAUUGCCCAGCUGCCGUACGAUGUCAUGGCCAUCGGGAACCAUGAACUCUACGACUACGUGAACACGUACGACAUGCACACGAACUUCGUACCGAAACUCAACGGGCGAUAUCUGUCCUCGAACGCGAACAUCACGGUCUACGACAAGAAUAACAACAGCGUCAGCGUCCCUGUCGGUGACCGGUACGCAAAGUUCAAGACGCUGAGAGGGCGGAAAGUAACCGCCUUGGGGGUACUGUUCGACUUCACCGGUAAUGACGUGAAUACGACCGUGCAGAAGGUGGAGGACAUGGUCAAGGAGGCGUGGUUUGCGGACGCGAUCCGCGACGAGCCCGACUUCUUCCUGCUUGCUGGGCACAUGCCGGUGGCGCGAGACAAAUGGCCAGUUGUCUUUGAUGCGGUGCGCGCCGUGCACCCGCACACGCCGAUCCUCAUCCUUGGCGGGCACACGCAUAUACGGGACUGUAACCAGCCGGACGGGCGCUCCAUGGCGUUGGAAAGCGGAAGGUAUAUGGAGACGGUCGGGUGGAUGAGCGUGAACUUGGAUAAGCCGGGCAGUACGGGGAACCUGACGUUCACGCGGCGAUACCUCGACCCGAACCGCGUCACGUACCAGUAUCAUACAUCAACGAGCAACAGCACGUUCGACACGGCGCAGGGCACAGCGAUCACGCAAGGCCUCCUCGACCUCGCGCAGAAAUACGAUCUCUCGUACCAGUACGGCGUCGCGCCUCACGACUUCACGAUCAGCCAGGCGCCCUAUCCCUCCGAGAACUCCUCGCUCUCGCUCUUCAUCCAGAAGGCGGCGCCCGUGGCCCUCACGAUCAACAACACGCGCGCGGGCAUCCCGAACAUCAUGAUCACAAACUCGGGUUCGCAGCGCUUCGACGUGUACGCGGGGCCGUUUACGAAGAACGACCAGCUGACGGCGAGCCCGUACACGAACGCGUUCGUGUACAUCCCCAAUGUCACGUACGGCAUAGCGAGCCAGGUGCUGCCCACGAUGAACAAGGCGGGCGCGGAGCAGCGGAAGCGUGAGCUGUUGGAGGAAUGGGAGGGGGAGCUGUAUGGGAAGGGGGAGGUCGCGAUGGUGUACCGCAGGUGGUUGCGGGAGAUGGACGAGGUGGCGAAGAGGGAGGUGGGCAGGCGGGAGGCUGUGAAUGGCACCCUGGGAUAUGUCACUCAUGAUUCCUGCCCGGGCAUCGGGGAUGAUACAUACCACACCCCGCUGGCCUACUACGAUACGCCGGACUUCAUUGGCUCAGACGCACCGGCCAACAUCAGUGCCUCUGACCCCAUCGACCUGGUCUUCGUCAGUUUCAACGCGGACCAAGUACUGGAAACCCUGAAUGCGCUUCAAACCGAAAAGAACUACACGAGAGCGGAUAUGUCUUCUUACACGCCCAUACUGUCGAAUGAGGUGUUGGGGCUCUAUGCUGAGAGAGCCUGGAAUUCUAGUAGCGGCAGUUCCCAUUAACGACUUGGCCUCCGGUGCAAAAUGGUGGUGUGUAGGACCGUGGCAUCGUCGUAUGGAAUCCCGAUUCUUGCGCCUUCUCGGGGCAGAGCGUGCAUUAAUUGCAUGAACACCUGGGAGCGUUACGAAUCCAGAGGUGCUAUCGGCCACGCAUCCAUCUUAUAUCCUGACCUUUCCGAGUGAGAGGCGAAAGGUCAAUAAUGCAAGGCUUGGCUGAGUAGAGGGGGAAGGGGUUACCGUAUCUUUAAUUCAGGUUGUGGGCUACGCACAUAUGGCACUAUAAUCGUAUCACAGUCUUGCAAUAAGCAUGACAUUCCAUC